Messenger RNA from Zea mays, 1041 nucleotides. RefSeq lists its product as uncharacterized. Bases 115 to 711 code for a protein of 198 amino acids. Gene Ontology annotation, molecular function: phosphoprotein phosphatase activity. Gene Ontology annotation, cellular component: nucleus. The record is from RefSeq and is marked provisional. The transcript is spliced from 4 exons. NCBI's taxonomy places the organism in Eukaryota, Viridiplantae, Streptophyta, Magnoliopsida, Poales, Poaceae. Gene Ontology annotation, biological process: mRNA processing.
CAGAGCGUACCACAUCCGUCCAGAAGCCGCAGCAGCGAGCAGGUCAGGUCGGCAGAGAGCUCGACCUCUCGCUGACGGCGACGUUCGGGGCCGGCGGAGGACAGGAACAGGACGAUGGCCGAGGGAAAGAGAUGGCGGUUCGCGAUGGUCUGCUCCUCGAACAUGAACCGGAGCAUGGAGGCGCACUCGCAGCUGGGCCGCGCGGGGCUCGACGUCGAGUCCUACGGCACGGGCACCCACGUCAAGCUCCCCGGCCCCUCCCUCCACGAGCCCAACGUCUACGACUUCGGCACCCCCUACGGCGCCAUCUACGACGACCUCCGCCGCAAGGACCCCGAACUGUACAAGAGGAAUGGGUUGCUGCCUAUGCUGAAGAGGAACACCUCGGUGAAGCUGGCGCCUCAGCGGUGGCAGGACAAUGCCGGCGACGGGGUGUUUGAUAUGAUAAUGACCUUUGAGGAGAGGGUCUUUGACUUGGUUGUUGAAGAUAUGAAUAACCGCGAGCCGAGGUUGAUGAAGUGUGUGCUGAUAAUAAAUAUGGAUGUCAAAGAUAACCAUGAAGAAGCUGGUGUUGGGGCAAAGCUUGCUGUAGAGUUGUGCCAGAAGCUUGAAGCAAUUGAUGGUGACUGGGAGGACAUAAUUGAUGACUUGAUUACUGCAUUUGAGAAGCAGCACAAGCGGAGACUUGCAUACAGCAUUUCAUUCUACUAACAUGUAUAGUCCCGUGUGGACAGAGAUGUUGCAGUGGAUGGUUGGUAACUUGGCAUUGUAGUAAGCAACUGCAUAGGAGUGAAGCAUCAUGUUGUGGCAGUGUUGCUUGAAUUCUUCCACGCUUACAUUUGCCUGUGCUAGCUGUUUUUUUAUUGCAAGGUGAUGGCUAUAGAUAUCUUCCAAGCACUCGCUGUUUCUUUCCUAACUACCGCCUUUGUUGUCUGGCAUGUAUUCUUAAACGACAAUGUGGUUCAGAGUAUCUUCUGUCUUCCACCUCCCAAAAAAAACUAAAUAUCAUGCUUUAUGCAAUAUAGUAUCUUCUGCCCUCUU